CUUACUGCGACUAUUCCUGUCGCGAGUAGGCUUAAAGGAAAGAUGGCACCUUCCCCAACAAAGAGGAAGGAGGAUGACAAAAGUAAACAGCGUGGUAAAGAGAAGUCAGAAACCAAAAAAGAGGGAGCUGACAAAGACAGGGGUCGAGAGAAGAACCGGACACGACGCAGUGCUUCCAGUGGCAGCAGCAGGUCCAGCUCCAGCUCCAGCAGCAGCUCGGGUUCCAGCUCUGGAUCCUCCAGUGGCUCCAGCUCCUCUGCCUCCAGCCACUCGGGCUCCUCCAGCUCCCGCUCCUCUUCCUCUUCAUCCUCAUCCUCCUCGCCGAGCCCCAGCCGCCAACGCCACAACAACAGACGACGGUCACGCUCAAAAUCAAAAUCAGCAAAGAAGGAUGACAGAGAUCGACGACGUAGAAGCCCCACACCCAAACCUACCAAGGUCUACCUGGGCCGGCUGACCAGAAAUGUCAUCAAGGAACACAUCCAGGAGAUCUUCUCCACUUAUGGCAAGAUCAAGAUGAUUGACAUGCCGAUGAACCGCAUCCACCCUCAUCUGUCCAAGGGCUACGCUUAUGUGGAGUUUGAAACCCCUGAGGAGGCAGAGAAGGCCCUGAAACACAUGGAUGGAGGUCAGAUUGACGGUCAGGAAAUCACAGUCACGGCCGUGCUGACUCCCACAGUGCGUCCCCCUCCUCGCAGGCUGUCCCCUCCACGCAGGAUGCCUCCUCCACCCCCGAUGUGGCGGCGAACUCCUCCUCGAAUGCGGAGAAGGUCUCGGUCUCCUCGGCGACGCUCUCCGGUGCGGCGCAGGUCUCGAUCACCCGGCCGACGCCGCCACCGGUCACGCUCCAGUUCCAACUCUUCCCGCUAGAGAUUUGGAAACUCCCUGCCCUCCCCUGUACAUCUGCUCUUGUUCUGUUCUGUCCUUUUGAUCAGUGCGACAAAACAAGAAAAACAUUUUUGUGCUGUUACACCAAUACGUGAUGAGAACACAGGCACCAGAAUUAUUACUCACCCAGUAAAUUAUUUUUGAGUAUGAAAAUGAUGUGAAUCUUAUAUGUUGGGCUUCACAGUCAACAGAUCUCAAGAGAUUCUGGACCAACAUGUUAGACAGCGGUCUGCUAUCAUCAUUAAAUCACAAAAUGAGGAAAUACCUUUUGGAAGAAUGGAGCUCAUCCCUCCAGCAGAGGUCCAGACACUUGGAUAAUCAAUGCAAAGGCGCACUGAAGCUGUUCUGGCAGCAUGUGGUAGCUGCUUAAUAUUUGUUUUACCUUUAAUUUAUUACCUGUCUAUAUAUACAAUCAUAAAACCAACACUAAAAUAUGUUUCAUUUCUAAAUAAAUUAAAAGACAUUAGCAAAAUAUAUUGCAGACAUUUCCAGAAAGCCUUUGUUUCUAGUAUAGUGUUGUCUUUCUAAAGAACACUGUCUGAAAGGUCUGGAACUAACUGCUGACCCCUGCUAUAGGAAGUGAAAGUGGUUACUCGGGAGACAUGACUGUUCUGCAGAAAAAUAGAGGUUCCUCACUGUGCACUGAGUCUCUGUUGAAUAUGAUUAAGAUUAUAAUUUCAGGAAGGUUGCAGCUAGGUGUAGCCCAUAUAAUACAACAUUUUUUUUUAGGAUACUGAUGUCAGCACUCAUGAGUGUAUAACACCGUAUAUGUAAAAACACAACCUAAUCAAAUUGUGAUAGAGAUCAACUUUUUUUUCCCUCCUUUUUCCUUCGAAUGAACAUUUUACUGUGAAAAUAAACCUGUUCCACCUACUUUUCAAAAAAUGACUUUAAACAUAUUUCACCUUGCAAUUUCUCAGUGGUGUCGGCAUACCUGCAGCGAGCUAAAAUUUUCUACUAUAUCAGCCUGGUCAAUGUAUCACUUUACAUCCUGCUUGGGUAUUUUACACAUUUGCACAGGUGAAGGCUUUUUGUGUAUUGUGCACACCAUUUGACUUAAAUCUACCAAUGUAUCUAAUGCUGUGAUGUCACCAGUCCUGCUUUUGCACUGAAAAAUCAGUAUAAAGUUCAUUGUUAAGCUAUAUUUAAGCCAUAUGAUAAAAAACUGCUUUUUCCAGUCGCUUACUAUCGUAUAUUGAAGGUGUAUUAGGGUGGAGCAUAUAAUCUACUGAUUGAUUCUAGUGUCUGUGUUCUCGUCACUUUAAAACUGUUUUAAUAUUUAUUUAUUGAUAUAAUCAAUAUGUUAGUCAAUGAAAUCCAUCCAAAAGGGACCAGAUCUCGAAUUUUAGUGCUAUCUGGUGUCAUUUUAGUACAUUAUUAACACAGUUUAUAUGGUGCUAUUUGUCAUAAUUUAGGUAUAAAUUUACUGUUACCCUCCCCUUCUUUGAGAAAUCACACACUUCAUCUGCCACUUCUAUGGCAGUAAGGAAUAUAGGGGAUGCUGGACUAAAUAACAGGAUUCCCAUACAAUAAACAAGACCCUAGUGAAUGGCUGACUAGUGGUGCUCAUACUGUUCAUCUUUUGUUGAAACUGUCAGAUGCUGGGAUGGGGCCGACCCACUAACAGCUGAUGUGUUUUUGCUCUGUGCUGUCAUUUUGCAACAUCUGACCAAAUUUGUGAGUGAUGUUCCAGCACCAGUGCUUUGAGUGAAUUCCAAAGACAACGGAACAAAUGUGUCACAUCAAGUUUCUGUUUCAACAGAAGUCUGAAAAUGACAGUCAUUACUGCUCUGUCAGUACUAAAAGGUCAGAGGGUCACUGUGUCGGGAAUCUCUGUUCUUUUUGUCCACCUCCUCCCUCAUAGGUAACCUCUCAUUCAGACGUUUGUGUUUUGAAUUGUGGGAGUGAGAGUUAUGUUGCUUUUAUUAGCGCCAGACUGAUAAAGUGUCUGUGAAUCAUUUUGUGUUUGUGUCUCAUUUUGUGCAGCAGGCAAAGUGUGCUGUUCAUCUUGCGGUUCUGACAAUAAAGCUAUGUUUUAAAGUGGG
Molecule: messenger RNA, 2933 nt
Organism: Amphiprion ocellaris (clown anemonefish)
Lineage: Eukaryota; Metazoa; Chordata; Actinopteri; Pomacentridae
Product: RNA-binding protein with serine-rich domain 1-B-like
Exons: 7
Coding region: 43-870 (275 amino acids)
Biological process (GO): mRNA splicing, via spliceosome
Cellular component (GO): ASAP complex; nucleoplasm; cytoplasm
Molecular function (GO): RNA binding
Source: RefSeq, a predicted model, not a curated record